AUACUCCUACAGCGUGUUUGUACUUGUGCAGCCACCACAGCGUAGAAGAAGAAGAACAAGAUGGCGGAACGAGGCUACAGUUUCUCACUCACCACAUUCAGCCCCUCGGGUAAGCUGGUCCAGAUUGAGUACGCGCUGGCAGCUGUAGCAGCCGGAGCUCCUUCAGUCGGCAUCAAAGCUUCCAAUGGAGUCGUCCUCGCAACAGAGAAGAAACAAAAGUCCAUUCUGUAUGAUGAGCAGAGCGUCCAUAAAGUGGAGCCUAUCACAAAACACAUAGGCAUGGUCUACAGCGGCAUGGGGCCUGACUACAGGGUUUUGGUUCGAAGAGCCCGUAAAUUAGCACAGCAGUACUUCCUUGUUUACCAGGAGCCAAUCCCUACAGGUCAGCUUGUCCAGAGAGUGGCCUCUGUCAUGCAGGAGUACACACAGUCUGGUGGAGUGCGCCCGUUUGGUGUUUCAUUGCUGAUUGCUGGAUGGGAUGAAGAUCACCCCUACCUGUUCCAGUCAGACCCCUCUGGCGCUUAUUUCGCAUGGAAAGCCACAGCGAUGGGGAAGAACUACGUCAAUGGCAAAACAUUCCUUGAAAAAAGGUAUAACAAUGACCUGGAAUUGGAAGAUGCCAUCCACACAGCCAUCCUGACAUUGAAGGAGAGUUUCGAGGGUCAGAUGACAGAGGAGAACAUUGAGGUUGGGAUCUGUAACGAGGCCGGCUUCAAAAGACUCACUCCUGCAGAGGUGAAAGACUACCUGGCAGCCAUCGCGUGAACACACUCUCCCUGGUGACGGGGCUUUCAGGCCACAUUCAAGACAAAGAGAUCAUGGCACAGUAGUCAACUGUCUCAUGGUCUAUAUUUGUAAACUGUAGUAACUCAGAAAAUUUGGAUAAAUUGUGUUAUGGCCAAAAUAUCUGUCUGCCAUGAAAACAUGAGAGGAUAACUGCAAUCAAAUCAGCCUAUUUCAGAUUACUAAAAGAAGAUAAAUAAAACGCAUGUUUGGGAUAUCAAGACCUUUUUACUUAAAGUGACAGUGCAACUUAAAGAGCUGUCUCACACCUGCAUUAUCACUAACAUGGAUUGUGUGAUCUCAAAACAGAUCACCUUAGAAUAAUUUGGCUUUUCUAUGAAAAAUAAAAGAAUGUGGCGGUUGACUACUGUGCUUAUGAAGAGGAAUGUGUGCUCUGAUGAGUAAAAUCUCAUUUUUUCUGAUUGAAUCCUGUUAUUGCUGCCUGUGUUUACUCAAAAUGACUUGAAUGAGACGGUUAUGACAGAAAGCCUCUGGUCUUACAGAAGUUAAAACAUGUUAAAAUGUUAGGAUGAUUCCUUGUUAGGGACCAAAAGAGCUCCGGUCUCUGGGUUGAUUUAUUCAUUCUGAUCUUGUCCAUUUCUCUCCUGACUGCACUUCAUUAAUAUCCCUAAAACACAAGUAAGGAGGACCAGAAAAGGGAGCUAGCAGAGAGGAUCCAAUGAAAAGAUUAAAUGAGAUUUUACAGUCAGCUUCUUUUUGCUUGUACAGCAGUUUUACACAAUGUACUCUGAUUUCUUUUUCAAGCUAGAAUCAAUUCUAGAGUUUGUAUUUUCUCUUCUGGUAUCAGUCAUUCAUUCAAUAAAAGAUGGAAAGUUGA
Molecule: messenger RNA, 1621 nt
Organism: Notolabrus celidotus (New Zealand spotty)
Lineage: Eukaryota; Metazoa; Chordata; Actinopteri; Labriformes; Labridae
Gene: psma2
Product: proteasome 20S subunit alpha 2
Exons: 8
Coding region: 61-765 (234 amino acids)
Biological process (GO): ubiquitin-dependent protein catabolic process
Cellular component (GO): proteasome core complex, alpha-subunit complex; proteasome core complex
Source: RefSeq, a predicted model, not a curated record